Molecule: messenger RNA, 735 nt
Organism: Vombatus ursinus (common wombat)
Lineage: Eukaryota; Metazoa; Chordata; Mammalia; Diprotodontia; Vombatidae
Product: putative olfactory receptor 13C6
Exons: 1
Coding region: 1-735 (244 amino acids)
Biological process (GO): G protein-coupled receptor signaling pathway
Cellular component (GO): membrane
Molecular function (GO): olfactory receptor activity; G protein-coupled receptor activity
Source: RefSeq, a predicted model, not a curated record
AUGGAAGGAGUGAAUCACACCACCUACGUUACAAGAUUUGUUCUCCUAGGACUUUCUGCCCAUCCAAAGCUUGAGAAAAGUUUCUUUGUGCUAAUCUUAGUUAUGUACUUGGUAAUCCUUCUGGGCAAUGGUAUCCUUAUCAUAGUAACUAUCUAUGACACCCACCUGCACACACCCAUGUACUUCUUGCUUGGCAACCUCUCCUUCCUGGACGUUUGCUACACAUCCUCUUCUGUCCCUGUAAUUCUCGACAGUUUCCUCACCCCACAGAAAACCAUUUCCUUCUCUGGCUGUACAAUGCAAAUGUUUCUGUCCUUCGCUAUGGGAGCAACUGAGUGCGUCCUCCUGAGCAUGAUGGCAUUUGACUGCUAUGUGGCCAUCUGCAACCCCCUGAGAUAUCCCAUCAUCAUGAGCAAGGCUGCCUAUGUGCCAAUGGCAAUGGGAUCUUGGAUAGCAGGAGCUGUCAAUUCAGUUGUGCAGACGUCUCUCGCUAUGCAAUUUCCUUUUUGUGGGGACAAUGUCAUCAAUCAUUUCACUUGUGAAAUUCUAGCUGUCCUCAAACUGGCCUGUGCAGAUAUCAUAAUCAAUGUGAUUAACAUGGUGGUGGCAAAUAUGAUUUUUCUAGUUAUGCCAGUUCUGUUCAUUUUUGUUUCCUAUGUUUUCAUUAUUUCCACCAUUUUGAGGAUCCCUUCGGCAAAGCAAAAUGCAAAACUUUCUCGCCAAGUCUUACAAUGA